This is a messenger RNA of Plasmodium gallinaceum, 3183 nucleotides long. RefSeq names its product conserved Plasmodium protein, unknown function. The coding region runs from base 1 to 3183 and encodes 1060 amino acids. The record is from RefSeq and is a predicted model, not a curated record. The transcript has a single exon. NCBI's taxonomy places the organism in Eukaryota, Apicomplexa, Aconoidasida, Haemosporida, Plasmodiidae.
AUGGAUGAUCACAGUGUCUUAAAAGAAUUAAAAAAAAGUGAAUACAAUUCUGAAAUUUUUUUAAACUGUUAUUUUGGAACACUAAUAAAAAAAAAUGAUGAUAAUGAAAUAUUAAUAAGUGUUAAUAAUUUGAAAAAAGAAAUUCAGGGACAAAAGAAUUAUAUGAAUGAUAAAAUAAGAGAAGAAAUAGAAAAUUAUAAAGAAAAGAUGUACCAAAUGAAAAGAUACACAAAUAUAAUGAAUGAAAAUCUGCUUAAUUUAAAUAUCAUAUACAAAAAAGGUAAAAAUAUAUCUAAUAUGAUGAAAAAGAAUAAUUUAUAUAAGUUAAAAAAGAAAAAAAAAAAAGGUAAUGAAGAGGAAACUAACAUAAGAAAAGAAAAUUUUGAAGAAAAUAAAAAAGAUGAAUGGAAUGAUAACUUUGAAAGUGAUAUUGAAAGGGAAUAUAAAAUUGAAGGUGAGGAAAUACAUGAAGAUGAGAAAAAAGAUAAUGAAGAUAAUGAAUUUAAAUUAGAUGAAAGUAAAAACAAUUUAAAAUUUGAAAAUUUAUUAAUAAAAAGUAUUGAAGCAAAAACUAAAUUAGAAAACAUAAAAAAGGGUUUACUUUUCCUAAAAGUUUUUCCUACUUUGAAAAAAGAUAUGAAUGAAAUGUUUUCAACAACAAAAAAUAUGAAAUUAGACAUUGAUGAUAAAAUGAAAAACAUUUUUACUUUACUUAAAAACUUAAUAUAUAUAAAUGAAAAUGAACAAAUUAUUACUUACUUUAAAGAGAAUUCCUGCAUAGAUAUAUCAUUAUACUCGAAUAAAUUCUUUGACGAUUUUUUCACUUUAUUAAAUGAUAUCCUGUAUUCAUAUAUUUUUGAUAAAGUGAAUAUUAAUAUCAGUGAAAUAUUAAAAGCAUACAUCAUUUUAUUUAAAACAUAUUUAAAAUUCACAAAUAUAAAGACAUACAAAAAUGAGUAUUUGAUUAAUGAAAUUAUAAAAAAAAUUAUAGAAUUCAUAAUUAUAAAUUUUAACAAAAUAUUUCUCAAAUUUGUUUAUUCCGAAAAUGAUUCAUUUUUUUAUAAUAGCAUUAUUAAUUUUUAUGAGUAUUUUACUACAUUCAUAGAGGAAAGAAAAGAAAUUAUAGAAAAAAUGAUUUUUAUUAUUAUAUACAUAGUAAAUAAUAAAAAUGAAAACAAAUUAAACGAAUUUUCUGAUACAAUGUGCUUACAUACAAAUUCCAUAUUAAAUGACAAAAAUUUAAUUGAAACCUCUAUUGAAAAAGCAGAAGUAGAAGCAGAAACAGGUGAUAUAUCUAAUGAAAACGAAAAUAAGAUGAGUGAAGAAAAUUUGACAGAAAUAAAUAUUGAUAAAAUAAAUUAUAAAGAAAAAAAUAAAUCUAAUGAUUAUUUAAAAUCUGAAGAUAAUAAUAUAAAUGAAGAUUUUAGUUAUAUAGAGGAUUAUUUUGUUCAUUUAUUUAAAGAAAGCAUAAAUAUUGUUUGUAAUUAUAUUGAAAAUAGUGAUAUUAUAAAAAAUUUAGAUAGUUCUAAUAAAAAUGAUAAAGCUAUAAUGAAUAAAAAUAAAAAUUUCAUAUUUAAAAUUAUGGAAUCCUUAAAAAUAAGCUUAGGUAUUUUAUCGAAUUCUUCCUUUUUUAUAUCAAAAAAAAAUCUACUUGAAAAAAUAUUAAGGGAAUCUACUUUUAUAAAUAAAGUUAUAAUUAAUGAAUAUAUAUAUAAUGUUACAAGAGUUCAACAUUUUGAUAUGGAAUAUUUUGAAAAUAUAAACUUAAAAGUAAGUAAUUUUGACAGAAAUAAUUUUUUAUCAGAUGGUAAAUUACUAAUAUUCUUUAAGGAUAUACAAAAUGAUAUUAAAAAUACAAUAGAAAAAAAAUAUUAUGAAGUAAAUAAUAAAGACAUAUUUAAUUAUCAUUUCUUUCGAUUUGUUAUUUUUUUUUCUUUUAUAAGUAAUCAUGAUACAGAAUUUCUUUUCCUUUUUAUAAAUAUUUAUAAUUUUCUUUAUGAAAUUACAUAUAAUAUAAAAGAAGAGGUAAUAAAAAUAAAAAAUGAAAUUGAUAAAAAAAAAAAAAGUCAAAUAAAAAUUAAUGAAUCUUUGCAAUUAAAAGAAGAAUUUAAUGUAUCUAAUAAAAUUAUUGAUUAUAUAAAGAAUAUAAUUAUAAUAUUCACGAAACUAUUAAACAUAUUUAAUGAUAUAACAAAAGAAUAUGAAAAUUUUGGUUCUUUUAUUUUUGAAAAAACAUAUAACUAUUUUAUAAGUAAUAGUAUUUUUAACUGUUUAUCAAAAUUUUAUUUACAAAAAGAAAAGUAUCCAUCUGAAAUUGAAGCAAAUAUUUUGCACAUACAUAAUUUUUUCUUUAAUGAGGAUUUUUUAAAAAAAUUAAUAAAUGUCAAAAACAAAGGGAUAAUAAUAAAUGAAAAUAUUCCAAAUAAUGUAAAUUCUAACGAAAACAAUUUAAUUCUUCCAAAAAAAAGUGAAAUUAAAAUAAAUGAAGAAAGUUUUUCAAAUAAUCUAAUAAUUCAAAUGGAUAAAUCAAUUCCAGAUAAUUUUAUUGACAUAAAUUUAGAUAUAGAAAAUGAGGAAUGCGGUAAACAUCUUUUUAAAUUAUCCUUAAGUAAAUUAAACGAAAUAAAAAACACCAUUUUGAAAAAUAUUAUAUAUUUCUCUUUAAUUCCUCUAUAUGAUUAUUUAAUUAAAUAUGUUUCAAAAAUUGUGUCUUUAAAUGAUAAUGAAAAAAUAGAAAGUUUUGAUCCUGAAGAAAAUAUUUGUUUAAUUGUAGAAACUAUUUUCACAUAUAUUGAAAUAUUUUACGAAAACAAAAAUGAUCAAGUGUUACAGCAAUUGUUUUUCCACUUAUCAGAAAAAUAUGUUUUUUAUAUAAAAAAUAUAGAUAAUUUAAAUAAAAACAUGAUUUUACAAAUUCAAUCAGAUGUUAACUACCUUAUCAAUGUAUGUAAAAAAUUUAAAAUAAAAAAUUAUAAACAAUUUUUAUUGCUUUACCAUUCUAUUUCGUAUAGCUUUACUUUAAAAACUGAUCAGGAUUUGAAUAUUCAAUCGUCUUUUGAAUUAUAUUUAAAUGAACAUAUUAAAAACGAAAAUGAGUUAUGUUUUAAUAUAACAAAUAAUGAUAUUUUAAAAAGCACUUUUUUUAUUAAACAAUUUUUAUCACAUCAACAAAUAAAAGAUUAA